AUGCCAAAGUUCUCACCAGUUUUCGAAAUACCAUGGAAAUUUUUAGACAGAUGUUCAGUUAUACUUAAAAAAGAUAUCAAACCCUACUACGAAACAACAAACAAGGAAAUGUUUUCCAGACAUAUCAUCAGAAAUGAAAGCACAGUUGUGAUGGAACGCUUGAUAAAAGAUGGAUAUGAUAUUAAUGCACAAGAUUCCCGGGGGAACACACCUCUUUCAAUUGCAGUAGCGUGUAACAAUGCAGAUGUUGUAAGAUUUCUAUUGGACAAAAAGGUUGAUAUCAACGUCUUAAAUCACAAUGGUGACACUCCCUUGUGGAUUGCAUUGAAGAAAUCAGUAUCUGAAGCCAUCAUUGAAAUGCUGAUUGAUAGUGGGGUCCAUGUUAACAUUGCAGAUAGACGGGGUGAUAUGCCACUGACGUAUGUUGUGCAAAGAAAUAAUACUCCUGUGGCAAUCAUGCUCAUCGACGCUGGAGCUUUAGUCAACAUUAAAAAUAAAAAAGGAUUGACACCGUUAAUUUAUGCUGUAAAAAACAAUAACGUUUCUCUAGCUAGCAUACUUAUCAAAAGUGGAGCUUUGAUCAAUGAUGCUGAUAAGUAUGGUAAUACUCCGUUGAUACAUGCUGUAAGAAAUAAUAAUGUUCCUUUGGUAAAAUCACUGAUAAAGGCUGGAGCAAAUCUGUACAUAACUAAUCAUCAAGGAAAGACUUGCUUUCAUUAUUUCAUUGAAUAUCAAUAUUCAAUUCAUCCAGGAAUGAAAAAAGUUUUAAACAAAGGACCAAUGACUUACCAGUUUCCAAAUGUGCCAAUAUGUUGUCUAACAACGAAUGUUGAGGAACAACUUCAUGAAUCAUUUCAUGAAAAAGAAAUGUGUGAAGAGCAUCUUCAGCAUAGCAGUGAUACAUAA
Molecule: messenger RNA, 906 nt
Organism: Copidosoma floridanum
Lineage: Eukaryota; Metazoa; Arthropoda; Insecta; Hymenoptera; Encyrtidae
Product: ankyrin repeat domain-containing protein 7-like
Source: RefSeq, a predicted model, not a curated record